Molecule: messenger RNA, 1851 nt
Organism: Vanderwaltozyma polyspora DSM 70294
Lineage: Eukaryota; Fungi; Ascomycota; Saccharomycetes; Saccharomycetales; Saccharomycetaceae
Gene: CUE3
Product: Cue3p
Exons: 1
Coding region: 1-1851 (616 amino acids)
Molecular function (GO): ubiquitin binding
Source: RefSeq, a predicted model, not a curated record
AUGGUAGUUGAUAGGAUAAUUAGUUUUGAUGGUGAAGUUGAAGAUAUUAGUUUCCCUAUUGUUAAAUUUCCACCUAUUGGAUUGCGUGCUCUUCUGAUUGAAAAGGAUCCUGUAGUUUGGGCUCAUAUAUUGGAGACCUAUGUUGCCCAUUUGGAGUUUAUAAUGCAGGGGAAUAACCUGGAGAGGUUGAGUUCUAGUACUAUGGAUAGUUUGUUGAUCUUUCUUAGAAGUUAUCUUCAUGAAAUGGCUAAUGAUAAAGGAAUUAUUCAAAGUUUAGGUGAGAACAAUGAUGUUACAAAAGAAUUGGAACUAAUCAGAAUAUGGGUAUUUGCAAUGAUUAAGAAAUGUGGUUUGUUACAUUUGCAGAUAUUUGGUGAAACUCUGUGGGAUAUGGUUACUUUUUAUGUUGAAGGCAAUGCUGAUACCAUAAGAAAUCUGAUAGACGGUUCGUUAAAGCCAGAGAUUAACACUCAGCGUGCUCAAAUUAAUAGAAUACAUCAAGUCCAACAAUACAUUAAACAGCUAGUGGAAUCUGGGAAAUUUUCAAGGAUUGAUAUGAAAGCAUUUGAGUGCUUGUUAUCAUCUAAUGGUAAAAAUAGGAAGACCAAAUUUGCAGAUGAAUUUAUGAGUACUACUUGGUGUGAAUCGUUGGAAUCAUGGUGGAAUAAAGGAAAAGGAAGAUCUAGUGAAGUUGCUCAACAGUUAGCAGUUGUAACGCUUUUAACUUCAUCUUCAACUGGGAUUUCAAAAGUUGUAAGAGAAUUAGGUGUUAGUGACAUAGAUACUUUAUCAUUAUAUCCAUUAUUAGGCUCGAUAUUAAUGAGUGAGGCAUAUCAGCAAAAAGUUCCUGAUAUUAAAUCAAAAAUAUACUUCCUAAAUGUUUCUACAAGUAAUGAUAGCGGGAUGUCCACUACUAAUGGAGCCAUUGACGAGGUAAACGAAGAAGACGUGAAUAUGUUAGCAGAAUUAUUUCCUAUAUUUACUCAUUAUCAAUUGAGUGAGCUAUUAGUGAGAUAUGACAAUAAUGUAGAGCUGCUAACCAACAUAUUGUUUGAAAACCCUUCUGUCGCAGAUGAUAUUCCAAAAGCAGCAACUGUAGUAAAGCCUAAACAAGAACCCCAAGAUAAAGCCAAAAUGGAAGAUGUGAUAUACCCACAAGUUAAAAAACGUAAUGAUAAAUCUUUCCCAAAACAUGUACCUGAUGAAGUCAAGAACAAAACAUUGACAAGAGCUUUACAAUUGCUGUAUGAAGAUGACGAAGAUGAAGUCGACGAUACAUAUGAGGAAGCGGAAGUUGAAAGGUCAGCAGUUCAUGGCAAAGUAUCAAUUGAUGACUCAAAUGAGAAGACUGAGAGCUCCGUCCACGAUAAAAUCGAAGGAUAUCUAUGGAACCUUUUGAAAGAAGAUCCUACGUUAUUUGAAAGAUCGAAACGUAAAAGUAAAGUAAGGAAAGAUAUGAAAGGGGCCACGUCGUGGUCAGAUGAACAAAUCGAAGGUUGGGCGCGUAUGAUCGAGAAAUCGCCUAAACGUGCAAUGAUCCUAGAAGAAAAGUUCAUGUUCAGAGGAAAUAAGAAAAGUGGUAAAACCUCCUUUGUUCAGAAUCGAGAUCAUAACAGGGAGGAUUCCAACGAAAAAGGAACAACUCGAAAUACAUCAGGAACUCAAAAGAAGAAGAAUAAACAACAGCAACAGCAACAGCAACAGCAACAAAAACCAGAGUCUUCUUCAAAAUCAAACGACAGUACUGGUAAAAAGAAGAAAUACGCAAACAAUGAAAAACACAAGAGCUCUAGUGCUAAUCACAAUAGGAAAAAGGGACAUGAUAAAAAACUAUCUAAAGUAGGUAUUUGA